Messenger RNA from Octodon degus (degu), 4571 nucleotides. RefSeq names its product integrator complex subunit 3 (gene Ints3). Bases 551 to 3697 code for a protein of 1048 amino acids. NCBI's taxonomy places the organism in Eukaryota, Metazoa, Chordata, Mammalia, Rodentia, Octodontidae. The transcript is spliced from 30 exons. The record is from RefSeq and is a predicted model, not a curated record. Gene Ontology annotation, cellular component: cytoplasm.
GCCCUCCCCGCUCCGUCGCCUCGCCGUUCUCAACCCCCGCCCUUCCACCAUGGCUGCCUCUGUGUGGUGUAGGGAGAAGCUGGUCCUCCGUGUCCUCCUAUAGCGCUACUGCUUCACCCCCAACCCCUAGGGCCGGGAUCUAUAGGAGCCUCGUUCCCCAGUCCUUGGGGGGGAACCAGCCAGGAAGGUUUCCUACGUCCUCCUCCAGGGACAGGACUCCUCUUUUCCCCCCACUUCUAGGGGCAGAAACUUAGCGUUUUCUCUCCUCGAGGGUCUGAAGGCAGAAAGGGCUUCCCUUCAACUUGGGCGGACGCCACUCCUCCCCGAUCUUGGGGCGCAGACCGCCCCCCAGCGCCCUUCUGAGCUAGCUAGCGGCUUUUCCUAGAGCUGCUGCACCAAGGGCAGCGCCUGAGGCCGGUCCAAACCGCGCCCUCCCUGCCCGCUGGUUCCUCCUGUUCCUCGUCCCUGGCAACCCAGUCCCUGAGUUCCCCACUUCGAGAACUUUCCACUUAUCCAGUCCCCGACUCUCUCCCAUCUCCUGGCUGCAGCCAUGGAGUUACCGAAAGGAAAAGGGGCUGCAGCAGCUGCUGCUGCUGCUGCUGCUGCUGCUGCUUCGGGAGCAGCGGGAGGUUCAGGAGGAGGAGCGGGAGCAGGAGCCCCAGGAGGGGGGAGGCUGCUACUUUCCACCAGUUUGGAUGCCAAGGAUGAGUUAGAGGAGAAGCUGGAAAGGUGUAUGAGCAUUGUAACAUCGAUGACGACUGGUGUCUCUGAAAGAGAAGCCAAUGAUGCCCUCAAUGCCUACGUAUGCAAAGGCCCCCCUCAGCACGAGGAAGUCUGCCUAGGCCUCUUCACUCUUGUCCUCACUGAACCUGCCCAAGCCCAGAAGUGUUACCGGGACUUGGCUCUGGUGAGUCGUGACGGCAUGAAUAUUGUCCUGAAUAAAAUCAACCAGAUAUUAAUGGAGAAGUACCUGAAGUUGCAGGAUACCUGCCGUACUCAGUUGGUGUGGUUGGUUCGGGAACUGGUGAAGAGUGGGGUUCUGGGAGCCGACGGUGUGUGCAUGACAUUCAUGAAGCAGAUCGCAGGUGGAGAUGUGACAGCCAAAAAUAUCUGGUUGGCAGAAAGUGUUCUGGAUAUCCUGACAGAGCAGAGGGAGUGGGUGCUGAAGAGCAGCAUCCUCAUUGCCAUGGCUGUCUACACGUACCUCCGCCUCAUCGUGGACCACCAUGGGACCGCCCAGCUCCAGGCCCUGCGGCAGAAGGAAGUCGACUUCUGCAUCUCACUGCUUCGGGAGCGGUUUAUGGAAUGUUUGAUGAUUGGCCGAGAUCUCGUAAGACUACUUCAGAAUGUUGCUAGGAUACCAGAAUUUGAACUGCUUUGGAAAGAUAUUAUCCAUAAUCCUCAGACCUUGAGUCCUCAGUUCACAGGUAUCCUACAACUUCUUCAAUCAAGAACAUCUCGAAAAUUCCUAGCAUGUCGUCUAACACCAGACAUGGAAACUAAGCUCCUCUUCAUGACAUCCCGGGUACGGUUUGGUCAACAAAAGCGGUACCAAGAUUGGUUCCAGCGCCAAUAUCUGUCAACCCCAGACAGUCAGUCUUUGCGUUGUGACCUCAUUCGCUACAUCUGUGGGGUAGUUCACCCCUCUAAUGAAGUGCUGAGUUCGGACAUACUGCCUCGAUGGGCCAUCAUUGGCUGGCUCUUGACAACAUGCACGUCCAAUGUUGCUGCUUCUAAUGCCAAGCUGGCUUUGUUUUACGACUGGCUGUUCUUUAGUCCAGACAAGGAUAGCAUUAUGAACAUAGAGCCAGCUAUCCUGGUGAUGCAUCACUCUAUGAAGCCCCACCCAGCCAUCACUGCCACACUCCUGGACUUCAUGUGCCGAAUCAUUCCUAACUUCUACCCUCCAUUGGAAGGCCACGUGCGGCAGGGUGUCUUUUCCUCCCUCAACCACAUUGUGGAGAAACGGGUCUUGGCGCACCUGGCUCCCUUAUUUGACAACCCUAAAUUGGAUAAAGAACUUCGGGCCAUGCUGAGAGAGAAAUUUCCUGAGUUCUGCAGCUCACCCUCCCCACCUGUGGAAGUCAAAAUUGAGGAGCCAGUUUCCAUGGAGAUGGACAACCACAUGUCUGAUAAGGAAGAGAGUUGCUAUGACAACGCAGAGGCAGCUUUCAGUGACGAUGAGGAGGAUCUCAACAGCAAAGGAAAGAAGAGAGAGUUUCGCUUCCACCCCAUCAAGGAGACAGUUGUGGAAGAGCCAGUCGAUAUCACCCCUUACCUUGACCAGUUGGAUGAGUCCCUAAGGGACAAAGUUCUCCAGCUCCAGAAGGGGAGUGAUACGGAGGCCCAGUGUGAGGUCAUGCAGGAAAUCGUGGACCAGGUCCUGGAGGAAGACUUUGACUCCGAGCAGCUGUCUGUCCUGGCUUCCUGUCUGCAGGAGCUCUUCAAGGCCCACUUCCGUGGAGAGGUGCUGCCUGAGGAGGUUACCGAGGAGUCCCUGGAAGAGUCUGUAGGGAAGCCUCUCUACCUCAUAUUUCGGAACUUGUGUCAGAUGCAGGAAGACAACAGUAGCUUCUCUCUGCUUCUGGACCUUCUCUCUGAGCUGUACCAGAAGCAGCCCAAGAUUGGCUAUCACCUGCUGUACUAUCUGAGAGCCAGCAAAGCUGCCGCAGGGAAGAUGAACCUGUAUGAGUCAUUCGCCCAGGCCACCCAGCUGGGGGACCUGCACACCUGCCUGAUGAUGGACAUGAAGGCCUGCCAGGAGGACGACGUACGGCUGCUGUGCCACCUCACACCCUCCAUCUACACUGAGUUUCCAGAUGAGACCCUGAGGAGUGGGGAGCUGCUGAACAUGAUCGUGGCUGUUAUUGACUCUGCGCAGCUCCAGGAGUUGGUCUGCCACGUGAUGAUGGGGAACCUGGUCAUGUUUCGGAAGGACUCAGUCCUCAACAUACUCAUCCAGAGUCUGGACUGGGAAACCUUUGAGCAGUAUUGUGCCUGGCAGCUCUUCCUGGCCCACAACAUCCCCCUAGAGACGAUAAUCCCCAUCCUGCAGCACCUUAAGUACAAGGAGCACCCAGAGGCCCUGUCUUGCCUGCUGCUUCAGCUCCGAAGAGAGAAGCCCAGCGAGGAGAUGGUGAAGAUGGUGCUGAGCCGGCCCUGCCACCCCGAUGACCAGUUCACCACCAGCAUCCUGCGGCACUGGUGCAUGAAGCAUGACGAGCUGCUGGCCGAGCACAUCAAGUCCCUGCUCAUCAAGAACAACAGCCUCCCUCGGAAGAGGCAGAGCCUGAGGAGCUCCAGCAGCAAGCUGGCCCAGCUAACCCUGGAGCAGAUCCUGGAGCACCUGGACAACCUACGCCUCAACCUGACCAACACCAAGCAGAACUUUUUUAGCCAGACCCCAAUCCUCCAGGCCCUGCAGCACGUCCAGGCCAGCUGUGACGAAGCCCACAAGAUGAAGUUCAGUGAUCUCUUCUCCCUGGCUGAAGAGUAUGAGGACUCUUCCACUAAGCCACCCAAGAGCCGGAGGAAGGCAGCUCUCUCCAGCCCGCGGAGUCGGAAGAAUGCCGCCCAGCCCCCCAAUACUGAGGAGGAGUCAGGCUCCAGCAGCGCCUCAGAGGAAGAAGACACAAAACCGAAGCCCACCAAACGGAAACGGAAAGGGUCUUCUGCAGUGGGUUCUGACAGUGACUGAGGCCCCAGGUCCCUGUCCCACCCCCAGCUGGACUGCCCUCCUCCCUGAUACGUCAGAGGAUAAUGGGGCAAGGGAUGUGCAGGGAACACCCUCUUCUUCCCAGGCUUGCCCAGUGGGAAGUAGGAGCUGCUUCCUGGGAGCAGCCCCCUCCCACCCUUCCUGUCCUGCUGCUCCUUCUCACACUUGGGGUCUUGAAGACUGUGGUUGGCCAGCAUCCCCAGUCCAGAAGACCAUUUGAGCAGAGACCUGCAUGGCAGAGCGGCUGCUGGGCCCGGCGACUGGGAUGGGGCAGUGCACAGUGUACCUCCUGCUGUCUUGAUUCGCUCUGCAUGGAUGCCUCAUGGUCACCCUCACACCAGUUGAACCAGGCAUCUGACCUGACACAGUGGUUGGCCACCUGGCAGGUGUCACAGCCCUUGGGGAGAAGCCUGAAAAGGAGGCCCCAGCAUAGUCCUUUGCCCAGAGGCUCAGGGUGGCCCGAGGUGGUGCCUCGGGCUGGGCCAGAGUUGGGGAAGUCCCAGAGGCAAGUUCCUCAGGACUAAAAUGGUCCCAGUUCCUUGGUUCUGUUUUUGCUUUUUUUUUUUCCCCCAGAGAUAAUUGCGGUUUAAAAGUUGGUUUUAAAUGACAAUAAAAUAAGCCAGAGCAUCUUUUGUGCUAGAGUUGCGGCCUGCCUAAGCCCUGUGCAUGUACAGUGGCUCCCCAUUCUCCCUGCUCAGCCCGGCUUUACAGAGGUCAGGAGGGGCUUUGGCUUUGCCUUCCCCAACCCUGCCUGUGCCACAGAGGUGAGCAGUCUCUGACCAUCCGGGUGGCGGUGGGUGCUGGCACCAUUCUGCCGUUGCUCCCCACGUCACAGUCUGGUCACCCUCUCUGAUGC